CAUGUUUAUGAAUACCCCGAAAGCGAUAAGCUGGAAGAAAACACGUCGCCGACUCGGAAUUCGAAGAAAGUUCAUUUCGGUGGCGACCGUCAACGAGCAUGGACCAGAUCAAGAACGGAUGGUUCAGUGAAAUCAACGAUUUAUGGCCCGGCCAGUGCAUGAGCCUCCAAGUUGAGGAGGUUCUAUACCACGAAAAAUCCGACUACCAGGAUGUCAUGGUCGUAAAAACAAAACACCACGGACGCGCACUUAUCCUCGACGGCAUAAUCCAGUGCACCGAACACGACGAAUUCUCCUACCAGGAGAUGAUCUCCUUCCUGCCCCUGUGCGCGCACCCCGCCCCCAGCAACGUGCUCAUCGUCGGGGGCGGCGACGGGGGCGUGGCCCGCGAAUGCCACAAACACCCCCUUGUUAAAAAAAUCGUCCAAGUCGAAAUCGACUCCAAAGUCGUUGACGCUAGCAAACGCUACCUCCCGUUCAUGGCCACAGGUUUCGCCUCCGAUAAACUCACCCUCAACAUUUGCGACGGUUUCAAAUACAUGGAACAACACAAGAACGCCUUCGACGUUAUUAUUACCGAUUCAAGCGACCCGAUUGGUCCAGCUGAGAAUCUUUUCACCGAAUCGUAUUUCAAACUACUGAAGGGGGCGUUAAAAGAAGGCGGGGUUAUCUGUAGCCAGAACGGGACCGUAUGGGCGGGGCUUGAUCACGUCAAACAAACGAUGAAUCAUUGUAAGAAAUUCUUUGAUACGGUCAAGUAUGCCGUGACUAGCGUUCCGACCUAUCCUUCGGGACAGAUCGGGUUUGUGGUGGCUGGGGGGCGGAGCGAUUUGACGGUUCCCCAAUUCAGGGUGGGGGAGAAGGAGGUGCGUGAGUUGGGGCUAAAGUAUUACAACGCCGAGGUGCAUACCGCAGCUUUUGUGCUUCCGAAUUUUGUCAAAAAAGUAUUGUACGAGUAACGAAUAAAGUGUUUUUUGUCUA
Messenger RNA from Tribolium castaneum (red flour beetle), 981 nucleotides. RefSeq names its product Spermidine Synthase (gene SpdS). The record is from RefSeq and is a predicted model, not a curated record. Gene Ontology annotation, molecular function: catalytic activity. The transcript has 2 exons. Bases 99 to 959 code for a protein of 286 amino acids. NCBI's taxonomy places the organism in Eukaryota, Metazoa, Arthropoda, Insecta, Coleoptera, Tenebrionidae.